UUGAUAAUCCAUUAUUUUCAUCUUAUUUUCAUGAACUUUUGAUCUGCUAAAAUUGGACAUAUAUUUCAUCAUUUAAUAUUCUAUAUUUUGUUUUUAAUUACGAAAAAUCCAUGGAUCCAAAUGUCGUAGCCAAGUUGAUGAAAGAUGAUUUUGACACACCCGAUCCUGAUGAAGAUUUUGAUGAUGCCGAUUUGGAAAGUGAACUUGCUGGUAUUGUGGGUGGAAAAUCUUCGUCAAAAAUCGACAAGCCUCAAGCUAAAAAAUCUGUAGCUACUAAGGGUAAACCUGGAAAGCGACAGCCUCCAAAAAAUCCUGGUGAAGAAGAAGAUGAAAUGGCUGCAUUCGAUAUGGAUAAUAUUCAAAACUUAUUGAAAAAUAUUGAUGCCGUGGAAGAAGAGGAUGAUGAAGAAAUCGAUGAAAAUGAUCCAAAUUUAUUGUCGGAACUGACCAAUGUAUUAGAGAAUCCUUUGCCUGGACCAAGAAAAAAGACUCGAGUUCCUCAACCCACUGGUCCACUCGUACAAGAAGAAAUUUUAAUUAAAUCUAAGGAACCCGAGCCUUCUAAACCAUCAGUUAAUGAACAAAAUAUAACAAAAGUGAAAAAUCUUCAAAUCGAAUAUAAACGAGCAGCACUUAAAGCAAAAACUACUGGAGAUAAAAAUGCAGCCUUAACUUAUUUGCGAGUUUCAAAGCAAUUAGACGGCAUGUUGAAUUCAUUGAAUGCCAAUGAAAAUGUAGACAUGUCGCAAUUGCCUCCUCUUCCAAAAGAUUUACCUAUUUCGGCUCCACAGCCGGAUCCUACUUUCAUUGCUGCCAACGUCGAAGUGCCUGCAGAAUUACAGCUAAACGCGGACGAUGCUUCUAAAUUAUUCAAAGCACCCACUUCGGCUGGUUCAAUAACAGAAGCUUUGGAACAGCGUUUAGCGAAAUUCAAAUCGACAAAAGAACAAGCCGAUGCCGAAGGUAAUGGCAAUAAAUCCAGACGUCUUGGUCGAAUUAUAACACAGAUCCAGAAAGCAAUGAAAGACUACAAAGCUGGGAAACCUGUAAACUUUGAUGAGUUGCCAUGUCCUCCAGGAUUUCCACCAAUUCCAGUUGAAAAUCAAGCAGCACAACCACCUGUUUCGAAACCAGUAUCACCACCUGUUGUUCCACGAAGACCGGCGCCAAUGAUACCUUUAAGAGCAUCAGAGCCUACAUCAACAACAGUUCAAGAAGAGCCUGUGACCAGUGGUGAUCAAGGAAACGAUGUAGUGGAAAUUCCACCAGAAUAUCAAAUGAACGCUGAUGAAGUAUCCAAAUUUUUCAAUGCUCCAACAUCAGCCGGCUCUGUGAUGGAAGCACUUGAACAACGAUUGACGAAAUUUAAAGCAACAAAAGAACAAGCUAUGGCUGAUAAUAACGCAAAUAAAGCUAGACGACUAGGUCGAAUUGUUACACAGAUGGAAAAAGCAAUCAAAGAUUAUAAAGCGGGAAAACCAGUGGAUUUUGACGAAUUGCCUUGUCCACCUGGAUUUCCCCCCAUUCCUGUUGAGAAUAAAGCUUCAGAUACUGUUGCACCAAAGCCGCAACAACCAGCGCAGAAACCCAGACCGUCAUUGAAAAAACAAAUGUCGACAACUGCUUCUAAACAAUUGAAUUAUCUUCUGGAACGACAAAAGCUGUUCAGAGAAGCGGCCAUUGAGGCAAAAAAACGAGGCGAAAUAGAACAGGCAAAAGAAUAUUUACGCAGCGCUAAAGGAUUCGAUGCAUUGAUUGAAGCAACCAGAAGUGGUUUACCUAUUGAUGCUACAUCCAUACCGACACCACCACAAUUGAAUGAGGAUUUCCUUGUUGUAAGUAAACCAACCGAUGAGGAUGAGGGUAGUGAUGCCAUUCCUCGUUCGGUAUUUGAUAUUGAUCGCGAUGAAUUAUAUGAUAAAAUUGCUCAAGAACUUAAGCAACAGAUUGAGAUGUGUAUUCGUAAUCGUGAAUAUUUUCUAAAAAUGGGUGACAUCCCUACAUCGAGCAAAUUCGAGAAAUAUGCGGCUGACAGUAAAAAAGAUUUGAAUAUGUUGCUUAUUCGACGAAAGAAUGGUGAUCCAAUACCAUCUUAUCGAGUUGAAGAACGCACAUUUUCGAUUGUCGUAGCGAAUUUAGACGUACCAUUGAAUGAACUUCACGUGGAAGUUAUACGUGCAUUUGAUUUUUCUGGCACACCUACUAUCGAUACUUAUGUACGAGCAGAUUUUCCUUUCCCAUCUGAAAAUCCCCAAUGGAAACGAACUAAAACAUUUCACGACAGUUUAACUCCAGAAUACAAUGAUACUUUAUUUUUCGAGAUUGAUCGAAAAUCCCGUUCAUUACCGCGUAUUUUAAAGCGACAUCCGCUGAAACUAACAGUUUAUGCAAAAGGGUGCGUGUUUGGCAAAUAUAGUUCCUGUUUUGAUCAGUUUAAUUGCAGUGGUUUUCUACGGAGCGAUAAUCUCAUUGGUACCGUGCUGAUGAAACUAAAUGAUUUGGAAACCAAAUGUACAAUACACGAAUGUUCAGCUUGGACGCAAGGACGAAAAGUGAUUAACGGACGUUUAGAGGUAAAGGUAAAGAUUCGUGAACCAUUACUUGCGAAACAAAUCGAAGAGAUCAAAGAGAAAUGGAUUGUAUUCUCAUAAUGUUCCAGUUUAUUUUCCGUGCUAUCAUACUGUUAUUUUUGUUUUUCUUUGUUAUCGAAUUUUUAUUGGAAUUUUAUCAGUU
Dermatophagoides pteronyssinus (European house dust mite) is the source of this 2733-nucleotide messenger RNA. It is a transcript of the gene l(2)gd1, whose product is annotated as lethal (2) giant discs 1. Gene Ontology annotation, molecular function: DNA-binding transcription repressor activity, RNA polymerase II-specific. The record is from RefSeq and is a predicted model, not a curated record. NCBI's taxonomy places the organism in Eukaryota, Metazoa, Arthropoda, Arachnida, Sarcoptiformes, Pyroglyphidae.